AUGUGCAACACCUGUUGUGGUUCCGUCUGCUCUGAGCAGAGCUGUGGCCAGGAGACCUGCUGCCGCCCCAGUUGCUGCCAGAGCACCUGCUGCAGGACCACCUGCUGCCGCCCCAGCUGCUGUGUGUCCAGCUGCUGCAGGCCCCAGUGUUGCCAGCCCACCUGCUGCCGCCCUUCCUGCUGCAUUUCUAGCUGCUGCCGUCCCAGCUGCUGUGUGUCCAGCUGCUGCAGGCCUCAGUGUUGCCAGUCUAUCUGCUGCCGCCCUUCCUGCUGCAUCUCCAGUUGCUGCAGGCCCCAGUGCUGCCAGCCUGCCUGCUGCCGUCCCAGCUGCUGUGUGUCCAGCUGCUGCAGGCCCCAGUGCUGCCAGUCCACCUGCUGCCGUCCCAGCUGCUGUGUGUCCAGCUGCUGCAGGCCCCAGUGCUGCCAGCCCCAGUGCUGCCAACCCACCUGUUGCCGCCCUUCCUGCUGCAUCUCUAGCUGCUGCCGCCCCAGCUGCUGCCAGACCACCUGCUGCAGGACCCAGUGCUGCCGCCCCAGCUGCUGUGUGUCUAGCUCCUGCAGGCCCCAGUGCUGCCAGUCCGUGUGCUGCCAGCCUACCUGCUGCCGCCCCACCUGUGUCAUCUCCACCUGCCCCCGCCCCAUGUGCUGCGCCUCCUCUUGCUGCUGA
Messenger RNA from Carlito syrichta (Philippine tarsier), 666 nucleotides. RefSeq names its product keratin-associated protein 4-6-like. Lineage: Eukaryota; Metazoa; Chordata; Mammalia; Primates; Tarsiidae. The transcript has 3 exons. The record is from RefSeq and is a predicted model, not a curated record. Gene Ontology annotation, cellular component: keratin filament. The coding region runs from base 1 to 666 and encodes 221 amino acids.